AUGGCGAAGCAAAUCCCAUCAAAUUCUUCUCCGCUGAUCAAAUCCUCGAAGCCACAGACACUUUCAGCGUCCAAUCUUGUUUCUGAACUAUUCGAUGAGAUUCCAUACGAUUGAUAUUAUUCAGGUAAAAACAAUAACCAUCAUCAUCAUAACAUGUUACUCAUCAAGAAAUGGAGAUAUAGGUUUAGUGAGCAUAAUGGAGGCAACUUUUGCCGCGACAUAGCCAUCUCAUCGAUUGUGAGUGGUCAUAAAAACUUCAUGCAGUUGGUUGGAUGUUGUCUUGAAUCUGAACAUCCAGUUUUGGUUUAUCGUGCAUUAAAGAAACCUUCUAGUUUAGAUCUGAAAACGGUUGUGUCAUGGAGACAAAGAUUGAAGAUAGCAGAGGAGAUUGCAACUGCUUUAGCUUAUCUUCACACUGCUUUUCCAAGACCUUUCGUAUAUAGGAUUCUGCGUUUAGAAGAUAUCUUAUUGGAUGAUGAAGAUGGUGUUGCUAAGUUGUGUAACUUCUCUCACUGUGCCUCGAUUCCACAAGGAGAAACAUUUGUGAAACUUGGUAGUGGUUGUAUAGGUGGAGAUUAUGAUUACAUGGAUGAUAAUUAUUUGAUCAAUGCUGUUGUCUCUGAGAAAACUGAUGGGAGAAGAGAGAUUUCGUGAGCUUUGAAAA
Arabidopsis lyrata subsp. lyrata is the source of this 664-nucleotide messenger RNA. Its product is annotated as probable inactive receptor-like protein kinase At1g65250. Gene Ontology annotation, molecular function: ATP binding; protein serine/threonine kinase activity. Gene Ontology annotation, cellular component: plasma membrane. Lineage: Eukaryota; Viridiplantae; Streptophyta; Magnoliopsida; Brassicales; Brassicaceae. The record is from RefSeq and is a predicted model, not a curated record. Gene Ontology annotation, biological process: protein phosphorylation; cell surface receptor signaling pathway.